GAAGAAACUGAAGUGAAAAAGAAGUGACUGAAAAAGAAAUUAAGGAACAAUUUGAAGGAACAGAUUCAUUUCUUAACAAGAUCAAGUUUGAAUUAAAUGGCUGAUAAACAGAUCAGUUUACCUGCCAAGCUGAUCAAUGGAGGGAUAGCUGGGCUGAUUGGGGUCACCUGUGUAUUUCCCAUUGACCUGGCAAAAACUCGCCUGCAGAACCAGCAGAAUGGCCAGCGGAUGUACACCAGCAUGUCUGACUGCCUCAUUAAAACAAUUCGGUCGGAAGGCUACUUUGGCAUGUACAGAGGGGCUGCAGUGAACCUGACUCUAGUGACCCCAGAAAAGGCUAUAAAACUGGCAGCCAAUGACUUCUUCCGGCAUCACCUCUCCAAAGACGGGAAAAAGCUGACACUGCUGCGGGAGAUGCUGGCGGGCUGCGGCGCGGGUACCUGCCAGGUGAUUGUCACCACUCCCAUGGAGAUGCUUAAAAUCCAGCUGCAGGAUGCAGGGCGAAUUGCGGCACAGAAGAAACUGAUGGCAGCGCAGGCCCAGCUGUCCUCUUCCUCUGCGGUGGGGUCAGCCGAGCCAGCGGUGGAAAGGCGCACCACAGCAACACAGAUAACAAGGGAGCUGCUGCGGAGCAAAGGCAUUGCAGGACUCUACAAGGGCCUGGGAGCCACACUGCUAAGGGAUGUCCCGUUCUCCAUUGUGUACUUCCCACUGUUUGCAAACCUGAACAAGCUGGGCCAGAAAGACCCCAAUGUCAAGGCUCCGUUCUACGUAUCAUUCCUCUCCGGAUGUGUGGCUGGCAGUACAGCUGCGGUGGCUGUCAAUCCUUGCGAUGUGAUCAAAACACGGCUGCAGUCCUUGCAGAGAGGUGUGAAUGAGGACACCUACUCAGGAAUCCUGGACUGCACCAAGAAGAUCUGGCAGAAGGAAGGGCCUAUGGCCUUCCUGAAAGGGGCAUACUGCCGAGCCCUGGUCAUUGCUCCUCUCUUUGGCAUCGCACAAGUUGUCUACUUCAUCGGCAUCGCGGAGUUCCUGCUGGACAUGCUCCCCAAGCACCGAGCCUAGCCCCGGCACGCGUGUGUGUGCCCUCCCGCCCUCUGCAGCACUGAAUUCAUCUCCAUGUUCAUCAUCCAUGUCAACUGAUGUCAGAGCAACAGCACAAAGAGUUCGUGCAGGGAUGCCGAGGGGAUGGGGUUUCCAGACGAGCAAACACAGGCAGGGGGAGAGUCCCUUUUCUGUCUCAGUCUGGAACCUGCCCCCUCCUGCUCCUUCCACGGACAAUACCCAAUUAUGCAUAUCUUUUUUCUUUUUUUUUUUCCUUUCCUGUUUUUUUUUUGGUUUUUAAAUUGUCAUUCUUAAGGACACUGGUAAGCACAGACUGGGCUUGCAGACGCAGAAGUCUCCUCCUAGCCUUGGGGAGGAAGAGGGAUGGGAAGGAGAUAACGUUGAAGCCUCAUCCACCCCAGUCCCCCUCUUUCUUCCUGGAGUUGCCAGCUAUCUGAGGAGGAGCUGGAGGGGCAGCUGUGUCCCCUCAGCCCCUCCUUGGCUCUGCUGCCCUGGGUCAAGAGCAGGCACUGCACAAAGAGGGUUCAUCUCAUCGCCGCUGGAGGCACGGCAGGCGGGAUGCUGGAUCUGGCAAGUUUCUGGCCUGGAAACCUUCACCCCUUCUGUCUCCCUUUCUCAAAAACAAGUUGGACUUGGAUGACUUCUUGGAGGUCACAGGAAGGGAAAGGGGCUCACUACUAUUGAUUUUGUAAUCGUUUUUAUUUUAAAGCAAAGGGAUGUCCCUCCUAACUAGGUGUCACAGGCACAGCCGGGUGAGGUGCAGAGAUGAGAUGUCUGCUCUGUAGGGAACAUGUCUGUGGGAUCACAUGAAUGUCUGAAGGUGCUUCACUGCUUGGCUACAGGCAGGGGAGGGAGAGGAACUUGGGAUCAAGUUAUUUUUGUUCAGGGUUUUGUUUGUUUGUUUGUUUGUUUUUUUUAAUGCGGGGUUGUGGGGAGGGAAAGCCAAACAACAAGAAACCACUUACAUUCCUUCAGCCUGCCCACCCUUGG
Haliaeetus leucocephalus (bald eagle) is the source of this 2055-nucleotide messenger RNA. It is a transcript of the gene SLC25A22, whose product is annotated as solute carrier family 25 (mitochondrial carrier: glutamate), member 22. Gene Ontology annotation, biological process: aspartate transmembrane transport; malate-aspartate shuttle; L-glutamate transmembrane transport. Gene Ontology annotation, molecular function: L-glutamate transmembrane transporter activity; L-aspartate transmembrane transporter activity. The record is from RefSeq and is a predicted model, not a curated record. The transcript has 9 exons. Lineage: Eukaryota; Metazoa; Chordata; Aves; Accipitriformes; Accipitridae. Bases 97 to 1065 code for a protein of 322 amino acids.